AUCGAACGCAGUGCAACGCGCCAUUUUGAAAACACCGGCAUUCGCGUAAACAAAACGUUUGUGUUGGUAGCUUGGUCGGCUUCAUAAUCCAUCGUAAUCAUGAAAUUAGUCAGAUUUUUGAUGAAACUAAGUCACGAAACUGUGACAGUAGAGCUGAAGAAUGGUACUCAGGUCCACGGCACGAUAACUGGUGUUGAUGUGGCCAUGAACACUCACCUGAAAGCUGUCAAGAUGACAAUGAAAAAUCGUGAACCAGUGCAGCUUGAUAGUUUGAGCAUCCGAGGCAACAACAUUCGAUAUUACCUCUUGCCAGACAGCCUGCCGUUGGAGACACUGCUCAUUGAUGACACGCCCAAAGCCAAAGCUAAGAAGAAAGAGGCUGCCACGAUGGGCCGUGGUCGUGGAAGGGGCAGAGGCCGUGGCCGAGGACGAGGUGGUGCCAGGGGCCGAGGACGACGGUAGACAUCGGCCAAGGCACAAAGGUGUGCAAGCAAGACGUCAUUUGAGGAGUGCAGCACCAGUUGUGGGGGCUGUGUUCAGAGUUGCUGCAAUUAGGCAGAGCAACAUGUUUUUCUUUUUUCAUCCCACUGGCCUCGCCAUUACUGUUCUCUUGAUUGAACAUUCAUUCAUGGUAACUUUCCCACAGCCUCCAGCCAUCUCAUAUUAAGCAUCAUGACCCUAACAAAUAAUAUGUUCACAUACACAGAAGUUGAAUCCUAAAUUAAAGUACUUUGCUUCAGCUGCAUAUUGCAUACGUAAAGGCAGUCAAAAUAAGUUGCUCUUCGUGAAAGCAGUGACAUGAGGCAUCCUUUUGCGUGGGUAACUUGUACCAUAGCAUCCACUUCAGCUGCAAUGGACUAUCUUCAAAAAUUUGCUUUCGAUUUUUACAUCUUGGACUACAUCACACAUUCGCAUUGUACAUAUAUACAAACUUUUUUUUUUUUAAUCAUCUGACAGAUGUUUGUUUAGUUUAACAUGCAGUGAAAUAAAAUACAUGGUGCCGAAA
This is a messenger RNA of Dermacentor silvarum, 1006 nucleotides long. RefSeq names its product small nuclear ribonucleoprotein Sm D1-like (gene SmD1). Gene Ontology annotation, molecular function: RNA binding. The coding region runs from base 100 to 462 and encodes 120 amino acids. Lineage: Eukaryota; Metazoa; Arthropoda; Arachnida; Ixodida; Ixodidae. The transcript is spliced from 5 exons. Gene Ontology annotation, biological process: RNA processing; spliceosomal snRNP assembly. The record is from RefSeq and is a predicted model, not a curated record. Gene Ontology annotation, cellular component: catalytic step 2 spliceosome; U12-type spliceosomal complex; commitment complex.